ACUCUUAUAAGUGCAGUGUUCUCUAUUUCAGGAAAGUGUGGAGUUAACGAAUCUCCUUGGGGGUCAAUGAACAAUAGUCAGUGCUCUCUUUACACACAACCCAAUCGGCUAAAUGCGUCAGAUGCUCCUGACAGCUGAGACAGAGUCUCUAAGUAAUAUGCCAGCUGACCUCAUCAUGAUAUCUCCCAGCUGACAAUAAAAUAACUUUCAUUUGAUCAGCAACUGGAUCAGAAGCGUUUUUAUAGCAGCCCAUGAUUGAAAACAAUUGACUUGUGGCCAGAGGACCCGGCUCAGCCUUUAUGAAUACAAGUGCCUCGAAGUGGAGUGUGGUUUGAGCUAAUCACACCACUUGUUUGAUUAACAGUUCCAUCAGCAUGGACCCGUCUAGAAUGAGACACUGAAUUCAACUUCAAUGACAGGUUGCAUUGGUCAAUAAGUAAAGUUGGUACAUUCAGUAAGACGAGAGAGAAACUGCGAGCAACAGAAAACAAGCUUCCUUCACCUCCAUCAGAGAACAGUAACAGUGGCUACAUUCAUCAUCAGAAAGCUCAACUUACUGGAGCCACAUUAAAACAGCUUGCAAGAGACCCAUUGAACCGAUGGAAGUCACAAGGAAACAGUGAACCUCACAGAAUAGAACAGUGAGCUGACACAGGCUCUGUUUAUUGAGAAGUGAGCAGUUUGAUUUAUCUAGCCCAUCUGCCAAACAAGAAAAAAGCAGGAGAGAAAGAGAAGCUUCUUUAUUACAAAGAACCACACCAAAGAUGGCCAGCAUGGCAGUCCAGUUGUUAGGCUUUUUCUUGGGUCUUUUUGGUCUUUUUGGGACUUUGGUGGCUACCGUUCUGCCACACUGGCGAAGGACGGCAUAUGUAGGCUCUAACAUUAUCACGGCAACGGCGUAUAUGAAGGGGCUGUGGAUGGAGUGUGCUUGGCACAGCACAGGCAUCUAUCAGUGUGAGAUCCACCGCUCCCAGCUGGCCCUGCCCAGGGACCUGCAGGCUGCCCGGGCUCUGAUGGUCCUCUCCUGUGUGCUUUCCACUCUCGCUGCCAUUCUUUCAGCAGUGGGGAUGAAAUGCACCCGCUGCGUCCGUGGAUCCUCUGCCAAGAACCCCCUGGCAGUAAGUGGAGGUGCCAGCUUCGUGAUCGCUGGCAUCCUUGGCUUGGUCCCCAUCUCCUGGUCCACCAAUGAUGUCAUCCAGGACUUCUACAACCCCAUGAUGCCCAACGGCAUGAAGUACGAGAUCGGGCAGGCCAUUUAUGUGGGCUUUGUCUCUGCUGGCCUCACCAUCCUUGGGGGAGUCCUUCUUUGCCUGUCCUGUGGGGAGGUCCAGAACCACUUCCCUUACCGGGCCCAAAUCCGCCGCGCCACACACAGGGCUGCGCCAGCUUACCACCCCCCUGCCGCCUACAAAGGGAACCACAACCCCUCCAGCUCCUCUGCCUCCAGCAGCGGGUAUAGACUCAACGACUAUGUGUGAGUGGCGCAGAGACUCAGAGACUGCAGUCACAAAUCAGGAGUGGGUUUGGAUAGCCUCUUAUUUGCAGUGUUGUUCACACAAAUUAUUUAACAUUAUUUCUUAAGGAACAGACUCAAAGCUGAGACCCACAGCUGAUUUUGACGGCUUGUAGAUUUUUGCUGGACAUUAAACCAACUGUUUGGUUGUUGUUGAUUUUGAUUUUGCAUGUUAUGUUUAUAUUUAUUGUUUUCAUGCUCUGUUUUUUUGUAAAUGCACCAUGUGUAAAUGUUGAGUUUGUUUUUCAUAAACACUGUUACAUUUUACUACUGCUGCACAGGUUCUCUUUUAUGUGAAUUGGCAUUGCUUGCUGUUAUUCUGUAUUGCCUAAUUUGGAAACAUAUUUGAUAACAUACACACAAAUCCUUAAGCGGGUGGACUUUCUUAUUUUAACAGGAAUGACAACAGAAGCUUUAACAGAGCUAAAUCACUAUGAUUGCUGCUAGUCAUGGGUUCUGAGGGCAGUGUAUAGCUUCUUACUACAGUAUAAUGUUUGCAUAUUAUUGGUAACACAAGAGGAAGCCUUCUUGUAAGAUAUAAGAUCUUCUUAUAGGAUUCAUCCACAGUGGGAUCAGAAGCUUUCUCACUCAGUAUACACAGGGAUGGGAAUGACCACUAAACUGAUACAUUUCAUUUCCGGUACGGAUUGACUGCCAGCCUUAUCAGCAGCUGGGUACAUGUGUUUGUGUUACAGCUGCUCCAAGUGUUUAACAUAAAAGCAACACAUUGCUUUCAUAAGAAGAGUCAGAGAAAAGAGUCAGAGAUGAGGAGUGAUUUCAUAUUUUGUCAUGUGGUAUAUGUAUAUAUUAAAAUUAAUAAUGCAAACAGCUUGUAUUGUACAGUGUUGCCUCUUUGUACAUCUCCACUCUAAAGCUCUAAUGAUUGAAGGGCUAGUGAUUGGCUUGAGACAGACACAUUUCAAGAUUAACAAAGCUUACCAAGCUUACAAACUCAAGAAUUUAAAGUCUUUGUGUCAUUGUGAAUAAACACAUUUACGUUACUGCUGGCGUUUUUUCAACAGCUAGUCUAGAACACUUCCAUUUUUAUUGUCUCCAUUAAAACAGACUUUGAAAAAAAAAAAAAAACCUUUUCAAACAAUUGUUCAAUAAGCCACGAGAAAGCUUUUUGAUUGGGUUCACUGUGAUCUGUGUACAUUCUAACCUGCUGCUGGUGGGAUUCAGCUCUACAACUAACAGAUCAGCUUCAAGCUUGCCUGGAGAACGAAACCACUUUGCUCGUUCCAUUGUAAUCAUGAGAGGAAACAUGAGAAUACAGUCAAAAUGAUAAGCUACAUAACACUGAACUACUCUGAGCGAUUGCAAUAUACCAUAACAUAAUGUAAUAAGGGAUAUUAAAAAAAAAAUUUAUAUGAAACUACCUGCUCUUUAACCAUUGUACUGCACUUCAUGUUAAUAACUAAACAUUUCAAAAUGAAACAAUGACCUAUCUGUAGAAUUUGACGUAAAUCCUUUAAUUUUCCAUACUCUUCCUCUCCAUUGGCCACACUAGAGUAUAUACAAUACUUGCUUCCUGUGCAACACCGGACCCAGCUGGGAUUGUGAGACAUAGGAAGAUGUGAAAUAAAGUAGGUGGGUGCAUACAGUGACUUGAGAAUGAAGCAUGUAAAACUUCAGCAGUGAUGUCAUGCUAAUGACAGGUAAGAACAUGGGUUCGUCUUGGUUAUUACCCCUGAAACCAUUAUUCAAAAACUUGCCUUAUUAAGUGACUCACUGAACAUCUUGUAUAUUGAAACAAAACCAUGGGAACUGAUACUCUAAAACAGUGGGACUCUCUUGUGGCACAGUCAGUCCAUUCCAAAGCAGGAACUUGCUCUAACCUAGUUCCUAUUACUGAAUUGAACACUUCUGACC
Molecule: messenger RNA, 3385 nt
Organism: Acipenser ruthenus (sterlet)
Lineage: Eukaryota; Metazoa; Chordata; Actinopteri; Acipenseriformes; Acipenseridae
Product: claudin-14-like
Exons: 2
Coding region: 765-1478 (237 amino acids)
Biological process (GO): bicellular tight junction assembly; cell adhesion
Cellular component (GO): plasma membrane; bicellular tight junction
Molecular function (GO): structural molecule activity
Source: RefSeq, a predicted model, not a curated record